Messenger RNA from Neocloeon triangulifer, 7180 nucleotides. RefSeq names its product myotubularin-related protein 13 (gene Sbf). The record is from RefSeq and is a predicted model, not a curated record. The transcript is spliced from 29 exons. NCBI's taxonomy places the organism in Eukaryota, Metazoa, Arthropoda, Insecta, Ephemeroptera, Baetidae. Bases 82 to 6396 code for a protein of 2104 amino acids.
GUUGCGCGUGAACAAACAUGGCAGCCUGGAUGUCGGACUCGGCGCUCGUUUCGUGAACAAAAUUCAGUCCAGCGCCUCGCCAUGUCACGCUUGGCUGACUAUUUCGUGAUCGUCGGCUACGACCAUGAGAAAGAGAGAAGCGGCAUCAGCAGUGGGGUCAUUUUGCAGAGAUUCCCAGAAAAAGACUGGCCGGACACACCGUUCAUUGACGGAAUAGAAUGGUUUUGCCAACCCCAAGGUUGGUCUCUCUCAUCAGAGCGACAAGAGCCGAAGUUCUUUGUUUACGUCUUGACAGACAUCGACUGCAACAGACACUACUGUGCGUGCUUGUGCUUCAAUGAGACUGUGUCCAUUACACCCAGCAAACCCGCUGACGAAGAAGAGGACAAUGUAGAGCUUGAAAGCAAUAGGCGGGGAGGCUCACUGACCCGAAACAUCCCUGCCAUCACCCACCACAGCAUUAUGUAUGCGCCAAAGUGCCUCGUCCUGGUCUCCAGACUCGACUACACAGAAACCUUUAGAAACUGCCUGGGCGUGAUUUACACAGCGUUCCUCAACGACCCAGGCUCAAAUGACUCGAGCAUGCCCCUUGAGACUUUGGUCGGCAAUAUUCUUGGCUGCGUCCAAGUUCCUCCUCCCGGUGGACCUCAAGUCCGCUUCAGCAUUGGUGCCGGCGACCGACAGGCCCUCCAACCUCCACUCAGUGCCACCCUGCCUGUCACAGGCUCCUCAGUCAGCCUCUUGUUCCACCAGUUUGGCAUUCGAAAUGUGCUAUCUUUGCUGUGUGCCAUCAUGACCGAGCACAAAAUCCUGUUCCACUCAAAGAGUUACUCUCGCCUAACAGAGGGUUGCCGUGCUCUGAUCGCCCUCAUGUACCCUUUUAAGCAAAGCCAUGUCUACAUUCCCCUGCUACCUGCCAACCUGCUCGAGGUUCUUUCCACACCAACCCCAUUCCUUAUGGGUAUUCACUCCUCAUUAAAAGGAGAAAUCAUUGAUCUGGCUGAUGUUAUUGUUGCCGACAUGGACGGUGGCGCCCUGACUGUCCCUGAAGGUCUGCACCUUCCUCUUUUGCCUGAGCCACUGCUGACCCAAACUCAGGACGCUCUGAUGCUGGUGCUGCAGCCUGAGUUGAGCAUUUCCGACCUGGCAUUUGCCCCCGUAGCACAGCGACCGCACUCGAGUCAGACAAUGCUAGACAAAGAGCUGCGGGCCGUGUUCAUGCGCACCCUGGCCAACUUGCUGCAGGGCUACCGCAGCUGCUUGACCAUAAUUCGAAUCCACCCUAAGCCCCUGAUCACAUUCAAUAAGGCUGCCUUCCUGAGUGAACGAGGCCUGACCGAGUGCGACUUUACCACCAGACUGCUCGACUGCAUGUUUUAUACAGGGUUUGUGCAAGAACGAGGGCCCCCGUGGAGGGUGUGUGACCUUUGGGAUGAACUUUAUAGCAACCUGGGAGAGCAACUGAGGCAGGAGGGGCAGGACCCCAGCCUCGUUCUCACUCACAUACAGGACUUGGCAAAGAAGUUGCACGUCAAUGAGAACCCAAACCCGCAGCCCUAUGUUCAAAAAAUUGGCCGACCCCCUGAAGGCGCCUCUUCCAGAAUUCACCAACCAAAGUUUCCAUUGCUCUCGUCUGAAAACGUUCAAAAAAUCAUUGAUGAUGAGCUUACCAAAUUCAGUCUGAAGUCGAGCACUGGUGAACUGGGCUGGCUGGACUCAAUGCGCACAAGUCAGCCAAGAAUCGUUCCAAUGGGUGCUUUGGUCAGCAACAUCCAGGACUCCAAUAGGCAGAUAAUAACAAACUCGGCCAGAAGAUUAGAAGUUUUGAAAAAUUGCAUUAAUUGCAUUUUUGAAAACAAAAUCUCUGAUGCUAGAAAAACGUUCCCAGCAGUAUUAAGGGCGCUCAAGGCAAAGCAGGCUCGACUGGCUCUCUGCACAGAACUUUCCCAGCAUGUGUUGGGGAACAAAGCCAUGCUUGAACACCAGCAGUUUGACCUGAUUGUCAGGUUGAUGAAUUGUGCCCUGCAAGAUGACUCGGUUAUGGACGGACACGGUGUAGCUGCAGCUCUUCUUCCUCUGGCAACGGCAUUUUGCCGGAAACUCUGCACCGGUGUUAUACAGUUUGCCUACACUUGCAUCCAGGACCACAAAAUAUGGAAGAACCAACUGUUCUGGGAGUGUUCAUUUUACCACGAUGUGCAGAAGGACAUCAAAGCUUUGUACCUGAGCAAACCCGAGGCAUUUAGUAACAGCCCAAUAAUGAGGAGAUCCAUGGAAAGAGAGCCUCCACUCAGUCCGGGCAAGGAAUAUCCUUGGAAGGACCGUAGGUCACCUUACGUCAGACAGAUUGAACCUUCGGCAUUGGAAAUUGCAGCUGAACAAAUGAGAGUUUGGGGAAACUUUGAUCCUGCCUUACUUACAGAGAAACAGAAGGAAUACAUUAGCAGCGAAGAGUCGACACUUUACAGUCAAGCAAUACAUUAUGCAAACCGCAUGGUUUACCUUCUGGUACCUCUUGACAUAGGAGCCAAGUCCCAACACAACCACCGUGAUAGACAUCACGGGGACGACGACGACCGUGCCAGCAACAGCAUCACAAAUAGCAUGAUUGAGAGUGACAGCCUGGAUGCCGAGUCCGGCUUUGAGGAGCAGGACCCAAGUGAAAUUGGCAACAAUGUUAUUAAGACAGUCACUCGGUUUGUGGACAAAGUCAGCACUGAGGGUAAUGUAAGUGCCGAGCACAUCAGGAGCCUUCACCAGAUGAUCCCCGGCGUGGUUCACAUGCAUGUCGAGACACUUGAAGCUGUUCACAGAGAGUCGAAGAGACUUCCUCCUGUGCAAAAGCCUAAAAUCAUGGAGCCCACUAUGCUGCCUGGAGAAAUGCCAAUCGUUGAGAAUCUCCGAGUAUUCCUUCUUCCUGAUGGCAGAGAGGACCCUAGUGGUGCCCUUGGUGGUCCUACCUUGCUUCCAGCAGAGGGAGCUCUGUUUCUUACAAAUUACCGUGUAGUGUUCCGAGGCACACCAUGUGAUCCAUAUGUUUCCGAGCAUGUAAUUGUACGUGCAUUCCCAAUCACCACUCUGACCAAGGAGAAGAGGAUAAGUGGUGUUCACAUUCAAUCCAGUUUGGACCAAAUGGUGCAAGAGGGUCUUCAAUUGCGUUCGUGCACCUUCCAGCUAAUCAAAGUGGCCUUCGAUGAGGAGGUGACCACGGAAAUGAUCGAGGCCUUCCGAAAGUCUCUGCACAAAGCCAAAAACCCGAUGCACCCAUUCCAGUACUUUGCCUUAAAUGGUCACGCCAUACCAGAGACGAUUGUCAAAGAUAAGGAAAAGAAUGCGACUUUGAAGGGUUUUGCCAAGAAAACACUCUUGAAAACAGCACGGAAAGCUGGAUUGAAGUCGAAGAGCACAUCAAAAAAGCAGAGGUAUGUUCUGCCCAACAUGGGAGGAAACAAUAACAAGUACCUGACCUCACCUAGCCGCAUGAGCCUGCCUCCAAAUGGCUUUGACCUUAGCGAGUACCCUGAAGAAGAUAACGAGUCAAUUCUGGAAGAAAUGGAUUUGGUGCUUCCCUCUGGCUCUCCAGCACUGUCUGAUGCAAAAACCCUUGAGCGCCUUUCUGAAAGGAGCUACGUUCGAGAUUGGAGCCGUCUAGGCUUCUGUUCCGAUUCAUCAACCUCUGUCCUCAGCAACGGUACCAUGAACCGGCAGAGGACUGACCCUUUCAGGAUCACCACUGUCAAUCAUGCUCACAUGGUGUGCUAUAGCUAUCCGGCAAUGCUUGUUGUUCCCUACAAUGUGUCCGACGAUAGUAUUAGGCGAUUGACUAGGUGCCACAGAGGAUCAAGAAUCCCUGUUAUUACAUGGAGACACCCCAGGACCAAAGCUUUGCUUCUUAGAGGCUCCAGUUUCCAUGGUAAAGGCGUGAUUGGCAUGUUCAAAGGCCACCAAGCAACUACAGUUUCUACUUCCGAGUCUGUUGCUUCUAAUAUCGAGCAGGAAAAAUUCUUGAAUUCUAUCGUGCAAGCAACACCGUCUGCAUUUUUGAAACAAGGUUCUUCAGCUUGGGGAAUGACAGAAAGCAGCUUGAGCAUUGAUUCGCUCCUCAUUACUGUUGACCCUGAACACCACUCAAUUCACGGCACCACUCCUGAGCAAACAAGGAAAACUGCCAGCAAUCCAUUCAGCAAGAUGGUUGCAGGCACCCUUGGACGCAAAAGUGGAGGCAAAACAGCUUCAAUGGCUUUUGGUAGGUGGGGUUCUUUGAAGGAUAGGCGCCAGAGCUCACAAGCCUCUCUUCCAACCCUAACAGUUCCUCCGAAGAGCUCGCAGAGAUACUCAACCGACUCAGACUCUGGCACCGAGUGCGUUCACACCCUGCAAAGAGCAGCCCUUUACAUUUUCGGAGAGAAGUCUCAAAUGAAGGGUGUCAAAACAGACUCUGGGCAGAAGAUCGACUUUAUUCCUGUAGAGUAUUUUGAGGUUAAAAACACUAAGAACGCAUUCAAGAAGCUCAUGCGCGCUUGUGUACCGAGUUCUGUAUCUUCUGAGCCCGACCAGACUUUUGCCAAAUUGAUCGAAGGUUCAGAGUGGCUGCUGCAGCUACAGGGUGUGAUGCAACUGGCUGGUGCUGCAGUUGAUCUGCUUGACGUGCAGGGAUCCUCUGUGAUGAUUUGUCUUGAAGACGGCAUGGAUAUCACUGCACAGAUUUCUUCUGUGGCUCAAAUCUGCCUUGACCCCUACUACAGAACUCUGGGAGGGUUCAGAGUACUUAUUGAAAAGGAGUGGCUUGCUUUUGGCCACAAGUUCGCCCAGCGAAGCACCUUGACCGAGGACAGCGCAGAAUCUGGUUUUGCUCCUAUUUUCCUUCAAUUUCUAGAUAUAGUUCACCAGAUCCAGAAGCAGUUUCCUUUGGCAUUUGAGUUCAAUGAUUUCUUCCUCCGGUUCCUGGCGUACCACUAUGUCUCAUGUAGAUUCCGAACAUUCCUCUUUGAUUCUGAGAGGGAACGAGUUAUGAACGGAAUCGCAGCUCUCGACGACAAACGUGGCUCGCUGUCUUCUCAUUACAAGGGAGUUGACACUGGUUCAGAUGAUGACUCCUUCUAUCCCGGUGGACGUCUUGCUGGCCAAUCUCCUAGCACCCCGAAUCUGGGCCAGUCAGUUUUUGAUUACAUUGAGAAGCAGCACGCCCGUUCACCCAUUUUCUACAACUUCUUGUACAUGCCCGACUCCGAUAACUCAAUUUUGAGGCCGCAGUCGCACCUGAGCAGCCUUGAGGUGUGGGAGUAUUACCUGGGCGAAGAGCUCUGCCACGGGGCAAGCUACGACCUGGAAAUUGUGCAGCAAGAUGCAGCCACUGCAGAAGGAGACAAGGAAAUUGCUUCUAUCAGCUCUGACAGUGGCCGAAGCAUGAUUAACAAAAAUGUUGGCCGGUUGGUCACAUUUGGGUAUGAUGGUGUUCCACAAUGCAUACCAGACUCCUUCUCUUAUUUGCUGGAGGAAACACACCGAUGUGAAAUUGAUCUAGAGAGGCUACCUCAAAAGUGGAGGCAAAUUUGGGAUAAACUGGAAUUGCCACCUACAGACUCAUUCAAUAGUCGCCAUCAGUCGUUCACUCAGCAGUUAGUUCGUCUGCAUGGCCGACUGACGCACAAACGGUCCACCAUAGAGAUUCUCAUGAGAGGCAAGUUGGUGAAUGCUGCUCUGGACACAGCCAGUGUGACUGGCAGUGCGGCCAGCAGCACCGUGGGCGCUGUGGCAGCAGCUAGUGGCUACUCUCGGCCGCACCGCUUCGACCACUACGACUUCCGCACACCGAGCUAUUGCGACCAAUGUUCCAACAUUCUGUGGGGACCUGUCAAAACUGGUGUCAAAUGCAAGGACUGUGGCUACAGCUGCCACGAAAAGUGUGUCGAGGGCAUCACCAAGAAUUGCUCCAAGUUCCGGCCAGUGUCCACCGUGGAGAACUCGCACAUGCCUGCAGGCAAUAAACAUGUUGGAGAAGACACCAGAUCUGUCAAUUCAAAUGUUACCCCCUCAAACCAGCAGUAUUAUGACCAGUACUCCUCAAAUGUAGCCGAAAACCGAACACACGAGGGCUAUUUGUACAAACGAGGUGCUCUUCUCAAAGGAUGGAAGAUGCGCUGGUUUGUGCUUGACUCGAUAAAGCAUCAGCUCAGAUACUACGACUGCAUGGAAGACACAGCUUGCAAGGGGGUUAUUGAUCUGGCAGAUGUCGCAUCAGUUUUCCAAGCGCCACCUGCACCUGUACCUCCUAAGAAAACGGACGACAAAUCUUUCUUUGAUGUGAAAACUAGUCGAAGAACCUAUAAUUUCUGUGCCAGCAACGAAGCUGCAGCUCUAGAGUGGAUAGAGAAAAUUCAAGCCUGUCUUCAGUAAGCCAGAACUUGCCCACUCUCCUUACAAACAAACUUGUUGUCCUAUGUGCUCUGUUGAUGAUUUUCAGAUGCUUUUAAGCUCUCUCACUCUCCUAAGUAAUAUAUUAUGAUUAUUGUUAUUGAAUGAAUUGAUUUAUAAUAUGAUUACGAACAUAUCAGCCAAACAAGAAUAAUGGGGAAAUUUAAACCAGGCCACAAAUUCACAAGCCAAUUUGAAUAGGGAUUCUUUCGGACGGUUUUCAGCUCAGUGUGGUCACAAUAACAUGAGGAGACACAAUAGUGCUUGUAAGACUGAUCUGGGAAAUACACACACUUUUUAAAGCAUGACAACCGCUGUGGCCAAUAAAUAAUUGUGAUAAUAAAUUUAAACCAACCACACUUCAUUACUUCAAGGUGUCGAUUAUAAUUGAUUUGGAGGGUCCUGCCCUUUUGUAAAUAGAAAGAGCAAAAUUACAAGGGAUCAAAAUUUAAAUUCGUAUCAAUCUAGUGUUUUAAAACACAAAAUAAUACGGGGCCUCCAAGUUGCAUAAUUAUUUCUUAGUGGAUAAUCAGGACAAUGCAUUUAGACGGCAAAAUCAUCUGGGGCUUUAUGAAUUCUAAUUUUAUCUCUGUGGGUUUGGUAACGGAACCUGCUUACCAAUUUGUAGUAAUUUGAUCUAUUUAAUGGCCAAAUUUUUAUUAAGGCACUUCAUUUGUGCUACUUUCGUAAGCACAAAAAAAUUCAUGCUGUUUGUAAAUAAUAUUAAUUACGUUUGGUUUGAGUGAUGUCAAAAAUGUUUUUUUUU